AUGACAGACACCAAUUCAGCAUCAGAGACGGCCGCCGACCCGCACCGGCUGAAGGACAUAACAGAAGGAGUGGCUGUCCAAGAAAAACACAGCGAGCGAGACAUGGCUGCCGACGUGUUAUCCCCAAGGAGCGAUCCUGGUGCAUCCGCACAAGUGGGCGUGAAUCGCACAUCUCUGCCCCCACUCGUUACUUCCCCGCCUUCCAAAGCGAAGCUGGAGCGCGCAAGUUCCUACAUGAACAAGCGCCUAUCCACCUUCUCCAACGCAUCCAACACACACCAAUCAGCACGGUCAAGGCCGCAAUCGACCGCCUUCCCCAUCUUCCACUCGAGUCUGCCUUACUCGCUCGUGCGCGAUUUCGCAUAUGACCCGCUACACCCUCUUUUCUACGGCCCGCUUCCGGAGCAGCCUUCCGACAUCUCAACUCCAGCGAGUGAACACAGCCGUAGACUAUCAGAUCCGCCACCCGUGGCAUGGCGCAGCGACCGAGGUGGCUGGUCCGCGGGGCCUUGGGAUGAAAAAGACGGCGAACAACUCCCACAGACAGCAUACGACGGAGGUCCGCCUUAUAGCGAAGAUGACGACAUCUCAAGCCCGGUGGUCACCAGCCACCACGGCGCACGACACAAGAAGCACAAAUCUAACAUAGUCAACUUCGAUCAUACUCGCGGGCGAAGAGGAUAUCCGGAGGAGCAACGGCGCGGCUCGAUAGUGACGAUGAACGGCGAGAGCAGCCAAUUUGUCAGCGAUGAGGCUGCAAACGGACCUGGCGGCGAGUACAUCACAUACCCGCCCGAGUCGUCGCGGCUCGGUGUGCCAGAAGGAGCAUCACGGCGAGACUCACAUUUCGCAACCACCCUCCCUCAACGCGCCUACGCGGAUGCCGACGGAGACGUCGAAGGCCCGCCUUACGACUCCGACGAUGAAAUGUCAGAACCCGAGGACUACAUACACGAUGAUAAUCGCUUCUCGCGCGACUACCAAUUCACAAUCGCGUCGCCCGAUGAGGAGAUGCACGGCAAGGCCGUUGCCCUGUUCGACUUCGCACGCGAAAACGAUAACGAGCUACCGCUGGUAGAAGGGCAAGUGAUACUGGUAUCAUACAGACACGGCCAGGGCUGGCUGGUAGCUCAAGAUCCGAAGACCGGCGAAAGCGGACUUGUGCCCGAAGAAUAUGUCCGCCUCCUGCGCGAUAUUGAAGGAGGUUGGAAUGGUCUCGUUGGUGCCAUACAGUCACAGCCUGAACUGCUGCCUCCUGAGGCAAACAACGGACCCGAGAGCCUACUCAGCCCGAUUUCGGCCGGGCCUGAAGCGAAGACGCCUACUCAGGCCGAUCAUCCGCAGAACUACACGCCUGUCAUAUCGACGUUUUCGACAAGCCACAAAGACCUGGAGAAGUAUCCAACAGAUAAGCUUGGGACGCCCACGACUACUGAAGGCGGCCCAUUCUCGAGAAGCAAGGAUACGGGGGGCAUGGAAGGCGUCGAAUCAACACCGGAGCCUGAGUCUCAAGAGCAGAAGCCAUGA
Messenger RNA from Alternaria postmessia, 1527 nucleotides. RefSeq lists its product as uncharacterized. The transcript has a single exon. Gene Ontology annotation, molecular function: protein binding. The record is from RefSeq and is a predicted model, not a curated record. Lineage: Eukaryota; Fungi; Ascomycota; Dothideomycetes; Pleosporales; Pleosporaceae. Bases 1 to 1527 code for a protein of 508 amino acids.